AUGUCUAUCGGCAAGCUACACGAAUUUAACGUCAGCAAUGGCGCGUGGUCAUCGUACAUGGAUCGAGUGGAAAUGUACUACAAGGUCAACAAAGUGCAAGACGAAAUGAAAGUGCCAGUAUUGAUUGCAGCGAUGGGAGAUGAGGCGUAUGAGCUUCUGGAGAACUUGGCCAGUCCUACAAAGCCAUCGGACCUAACCUUAGCUAAAAUAAAGGCAUUAAUGUCAAAUCAUUUGCAGCCAACACCGUCGUCGCUAGCGGAAAGAUACCGGUUUCGACAAAGGCGGCAAAAUGGCGGUGAAAAUGUAUCUACGUAUGUGGCGGAGUUGAAAAAGCUGUCUAAGCAUUGUAAAUUUGCCUCAGAAUUAAAUGGAAAUCUAAGGGAUCAAUUCAUAUGUGGCUUAAGUAGCGAUUUAAUUAGGCAACGGCUUUUUGCGGAGGACGACGACAUAACCUUCGCAUCUGCAGUCAAACUUGCAACAUCAUUGGAGGCAGCAGAGAGGGACGCAGCGUUAGUGGAGCAGUCAAAGGUAACGGGUUCGAGCGGGACGGGAGAUGCGCAGGCUGUUAUGUUUGCGAGUCGGGCGAGAUCGAGUACAUUCAGCGGAGGACAAUCGCGGGCGCCUGUAGUUACGCAACAGCGGCGAAACGCAAAUUUUAAUGGCCGCCAAGAGAGGCACUGCGAGGCCUGUGGCGCGCGCAGUCAUAAUUACGCGGAUUGCAAGUUCCAGGACUAUGUGUGCAGCAAAUGUCAGCGGACAGGCCACUUGCGGCGGGUGUGUCCGAACUGGGGCGCGGCACCGGGAACCGCGGGCCGUGUCGGAGCGCGGGCGCCGGCCCGGCGCGGAGGGGCAGCGGCGGCGGCGCCGGCGCGGAGUGCCAUGCAUUUUGGGGUGGCCGAUCACGAACCGAGUGAGGAUUACGGCGGAGACAUCGAGGAAGAAUUACAUCAUCUAUGUUUAAAUAACUACCCGGCGAUAUGAGGCGUUGUUCAGCGACGGACUGGGGCGGUACAAGGGCGGCAAGGCGACCUUGAGGGUGCGGGAGGGCGCAGCACCGGUGUUCCAUCGCGCACGCCCGAUGCCGUACGCGCUGCGCGAGCGAGUGGACACCGAACUGGACGCCAUGCUGAGCGCCGGCGUCAUCGAGCCCGUCGACUGCUCGGACUGGGCAUCCCCACUGGUACCUAUUAAUAAGCCGGAUGGCUCCCUUAGAAUUUGUGCAGACUAUAAAGCUACUUUAAACCCGUAUUUGUUGGUCGACCGGUAUCCUCUCCCUAAAAUAGAAGAUGUUCUGGUAAAUUUAAAUGGCAAUAUGUACUAUAGUAAAAUUGAUCUUUCACAAGCGUACAACCAAAUUGAAUUGGACGAGUCUAAACGUUAUACGGUUAUAAACACCCACCGAGGGUUGUUUCAGUAUAAUAGACUGGUGUACGGCCUAUCAUCUAGUGUAGGGAUAUUUCAGCGUAUUAUGAUAAAUUUAUUGGGUAACAUACCUAAUGUACAAAUAUUUUUAGACGAUGUUAUUAUAGGGGGGCAAACUAAAACGGAACAUCUACAGGCUUUAGAAGCGGUUUUUCAACGUCUACUUACUAACGGAUUGAA
Cydia strobilella is the source of this 1602-nucleotide messenger RNA. RefSeq lists its product as uncharacterized. The record is from RefSeq and is a predicted model, not a curated record. Gene Ontology annotation, molecular function: zinc ion binding; nucleic acid binding. Lineage: Eukaryota; Metazoa; Arthropoda; Insecta; Lepidoptera; Tortricidae. The transcript has 2 exons. The coding region runs from base 1 to 981 and encodes 326 amino acids.